Messenger RNA from Spinacia oleracea (spinach), 375 nucleotides. RefSeq lists its product as uncharacterized. The transcript has a single exon. Lineage: Eukaryota; Viridiplantae; Streptophyta; Magnoliopsida; Caryophyllales; Amaranthaceae. The coding region runs from base 1 to 375 and encodes 124 amino acids. The record is from RefSeq and is a predicted model, not a curated record.
AUGGUCCUCCAGUGGAUUUACGCCACCGUCUCUCCAGAAAUUCUCCCCUCCAUCCUCAUUGAUGACGAUCUUGCUGAAAAUUCCUGGAAACUCGUUCAUCAGAUUUUUCAGGACAACCAGAAUUAUAGAGUUGCUUUCCUCAAAACGAAAUUGACCAACACAAAGAUGGUGGACUCCUCGGUGGUUGCCUACUGCAAUCGCCUAAAGUCUCUUGCAGACCAAUUGGCCAACGUUGGAUCUCCUGUCUCUGAUCAACAACUAGUGCUACGCACUCUUGCGGGACUGCCUGAAGCCUAUUCCUAUUUUCUCACCAAUAUACAGCAGAAGAAAACUAUGCCUUCCUUCAUGAAGAUUUGUUCUCGGUUAAAGCUAUAG